AAAGACGAGGACGAUAGCCUCUUGGAAUAAUUGAAACGUUGAUUUUUGUCCUCCCUGCCACUGUCUUGGUGUGGUUGGUGGGUUCUCUCUGUCUAUCUAGCUAUCUAUCCAUUUAUGUAGCUAUCUAUCUAUCUAUCUACGUUGUAUCAAGAAUCUAAACGAGACUGACACCUCCAGGACACAAAAUGACAACGGCGCCGGUGGACAUCGUUAUCAUCGGUGGGAACAUCUCCGCAGCGGCCCUUUUGGAUCUGGCAUCCAAGUCCAAUUUGCGUCCAGAGAAGGACGUGAGUAUCACAGUCAUUCAGGGGUGCGCAUUUUUAGAGUGGAGUAUGGCGGCGACUUACUUUCUUGCCAACCCUGAUACUCAUGCUAAAUUUCUCUCCGAAGACCCCACCGCCUUCGAAUACCCCAAAGAGCAAGUGAAACGAUACGUGUACAGCCCGGCCACGGGUGUGAAUAGCAAAGAGAAAAUCGUUAUGUGUGCUAAUGGAGAGCAGUACAAGUACAGUAUUCUGGUGGUUGCCACCGGGUACAACCUUCCCCUACUUGCACCAAGAGUCGGCAUGUCUCUUGUGGCGCGGAAAAUGGAAAUCCAGCGCUGGGGCCGCAAGCUAAACGAACAAGGUGCUUAUAUAUUUAUAAUGAUGUGUAGCUUUAGUUAUAGUUAUACGUUAUAAAAAUAUACGGAAAUCUUAGGCAGCUCGCCGAAUAGAUUCAAAUCAUCAUACGUUAUAAAAAGAUUCCGCGAAGUCGUGAUCACAGAUGAAGCAGAUCUAAAUGAUGUUGCUCCGAUACCAUUGAAUUCGGAUCCUGUAGUUCAAUAUAACCACUACAUCGAUCAGCUACAGGUGUCCGCGUUGUGAUCAAUGGAGCCGGAUCCAUUGCUAUCGAGUUGGCUGCGGAUAUCAAACUCGCGAAUCCCUCUGCGCGCGUCCAGAUGAUCUCGCGAGACGGAAGCGUUCUCCGUGCUGUGCUUGUGGGCCGAAACAAGAAAAUAAAGUUCGCACGAUUCUGGAAGCCAAAAACGUUCAGAUUCUUACUGGCAAGGUAAUAUCACGACGAUCUCUGAUACAACUUGAUACAUUAAAUGUUUAUUAUACAAAUUGUACUUGUAACUCAUUCGAAAAUGAAGAUUGAAUUAUUCUUUUUCUUAGAUCAUUGAAUUUUGGACGGAAAGAAAAAACUCCGUUCUUCAGGUAG
Molecule: messenger RNA, 1203 nt
Organism: Amoebophrya sp. A25
Lineage: Eukaryota; Dinophyceae; Syndiniales; Amoebophryaceae
Source: the annotation of a GenBank genome assembly